Molecule: messenger RNA, 4598 nt
Organism: Puntigrus tetrazona (Sumatra barb)
Lineage: Eukaryota; Metazoa; Chordata; Actinopteri; Cypriniformes; Cyprinidae
Gene: col9a1c
Product: collagen alpha-1(IX) chain
Exons: 38
Coding region: 1360-4197 (945 amino acids)
Source: RefSeq, a predicted model, not a curated record
UCUAGGCCCUGCAGCGAUAGUCUAAGUUCUCUCGUAAGGUAUAAAUUACAUCACAUUUGAUGUAACAGAAGUCAUUGUGGCUGACAUGCCUGUGAGCGAGUCACUUUCAUAUACCCGUUUUGAUGUCAUUAGUAUUUCCUUUCCCAGAAUCCUCCUGUGAUGAGGGCAAAGCUGCAAGGCAAGACCUCAAUAGUGCAAGCCGACACAGAUCGACGUUUUGCAGAUGCUUUACAAUCACCUUUUCUUUGGAGAGCAUUCCUAAAGUCUCCGCUGAAAGUAUUCUUCUUUAUAAUCCAAUAAGGAGGCUAAAGCAAAAACAAGUCUGACUAAUCUAAUAUAAACAUACAAACGCUUUAUUGGUUUUAUUAUCAUGCAGUAUGUCCCAUCUGUUAGAUGUUCUUCAACAUCCCUCGCAGUUAGUCACCAUUUGUUGAGGAAGAUUGGCACUGCUGUCCGCUUUUCUUAUCCCUCGCCUUUUUGAGUCUUUUUUUUUUUUGCAGCUUUUGUUUAAACACGCAUAUUUUGGAUGCAAAUUGAGGUUUGUUAUGCAAUAUGCCCCAUUUGACAGAUUUAUCUCAACAUCCUUCAGCAUUAGUCAUCAGUGGCUCUGACCAGAAAAACCCACACCCACUGAAUUCUGCAGAAAACUCAACACCAAGGUCUCCUUGUAUUGUUUUAUCAGGUGUUUUGGUUAAUUAACGGGGGGGUUUCCAAGGUAGGUUUCAUAUGACAUAAAAAGUCGAUGUUUUGUGUCAGUUUUUUAUUUUGUACAUUUUCAUAACCAUUUUACCUUCAUUCUAACUUCCCAGAUUUUGCAGAAACUUCUUUACCUGCAUAUGCAACCUUUGUGCAACCAGUCUAUUUAUUCAUACUGUUUAAAGUAUUGUUUGUGCAUAAUGGUUGUCAACCAGGUGUCAUGCUGAACUUAUUUUUUUAACCAGCGUCAUAUACGCACAAUCUGAGCGUGUUUAUGACAGGCUCUCCCUGCAGUAGGGCUUCCCAUUAGCAGAAUUACCGCCGCUCAACAUGUGUUAUUAGCUCCUGUGCAGAAAUGAAAAAAGGUGCUCGUAACGCCCGAGGCGCAACAUCUCCUUUAAACAUCAGUCAUAAAAAAAACCCUUGCCACCACCCCUCUGUUCUCUCCCAGCCAAUCGGACGCCAGGAACCGACCAGGUCGCCCUUGCAAAAAACCCUUAAUGUGUCCCAAAGUUUUGGCAUCUACUGCACAGGUCGUCUUCAGUCAGAGAGGCCCGUGGGCACCGCUGAAGACGGACUGGAAGGGGACGACACAUUUCUGGGCCAAAGGACAAAACUUCUGCAUCCAUUCAGACUCUCACAUCCCAGUUGAGGGACAGAAACAUGACUCCUCAACUCAGCACGAGCAGGGGUCGCAUCUGGCGACGGACGUUGGCGGGAUGUUUAACACGUUUGAUUGUCUUCAUGUUACUCUGUGCACCAGCUCUCGCUCAGCUGGAUCUGAACAGAUUAGAUGGCGACACAGUGUGCCCAACCAUGAAGAAUGGACAAGAUGACCUUCCAGGGUUUGAUCUGAUAACGCAGUUUCAGUUGGACGUCAUUCCCAUGAGGGGCGUCAGAAAGGUAGAAGGGUCCACACCCCUCCAGGUGGCGUACAGACUUGACCGAGAGGCCAAUUUCCAGAUCCCAACCAGGCUGAACUUUCCAAGGGGCUUCCCGGAUGAGUACUCCUUCAUGACCACCUUCCGCAUGAUCAAGAACACCGUCAACAAGGUGUGGAACAUCUGGCAGGUGGUGGAUGAAGACGGCCUGAAGCAGGCAGGCAUGCGUCUGAAUGGAGACCAGCAGGCCCUGGAGUUCUUCCUCACCACUAUGGAGGGAGAUGUGCAGACCGUCACCUUCCCAGGCCUUUCCGUCCUCUUCAACACUAAAUGGCACAAAGUGAUGGUUGGUGUGGAGAAGGAGCUGGUGACGCUGUACGUGGACUGUCACCCUGUGGACCAGAAACCCAUCAAGAGGAAAGGAUACGUCAACACCGAAGGAGACACUCUGAUCGGAAGACUGGAUUCUGAUCCCAACACCUCUGUAGUGUUUGAGUUGCAGUGGAUGCUGAUUCACUGUGACCCGAAGAGAGCGCAGAGAGAGAGCUGUACCGAACUUCCUCAGUCUGAGAUGUAUGCCAAUGCUGAGCCAGACCCCAAGCCGAUCCCUGGUCCCCCCGGUCCUGAGGGUCCUGAGGGGCCUCGUGGAGCCCAAGGAGAAGCUGGCAGAGACGGGAGAGAUGGUAUUCCAGGCACCCCAGGCACUCCUGGAGCUCAGGGCAGUAAAGGAGAUCGAGGAGAGAUCGGACUUCCAGGACAGAGGGGAUUGCAGGGCCCUGCGGGACCAUUGGGACCGAUGGGCCCCAUGGGACCACGAGGACCGGUGGGAGAAAGAGGUCUCCCUGGCUUCCCUGGACCUGCUGGACCCCCUGGACCAGAGACCGUUGGGCCUCCAGGAACCCCAGGGAAGCCUGGUACUCCAGGAGAUGAGGGAAACAUUGGACCAGAGGGUCCUCCUGGGCCCAGAGGAGGACUUGGGCUCCCAGGACCGCCAGGCCCACCAGGACCUCCAGGACCAGCAGGGCCACAAGGUGCUGGGAACCCUGAGGGAAGUGGGGAGACUUGCCAGACAACAUGUCCAGCUGGACCACAGGGACUGCCUGGUCUGCCGGGGAUGAAGGGACAUCGAGGUCUUCCUGGCUUGGACGGUGUGCCAGGUACCCUAGGCGAAAAGGGAGAGCGAGGGGUCGGUGGAGAGCAGGGUCCUCCCGGACGUCCAGGAGAUGAUGGUCAGCGAGGGCCAAUCGGAUUCCCUGGACCCCAUGGCGAUAAAGGAGAUCGGGGUCCUCCUGGAUUCAACGGGAUCCCAGGACCUACCGGACCACCAGGAUCACCAGGCGUUGAAGGCAUUAGAGGGCGACAGGGACAUCCUGGGCCUAAAGGAGACGAUGGCGCGAUUGGAGCACCUGGAGAGAAAGGAGCUUCUGGAGCCAAGGGUGACACUGGUGAGCCAGGAAAGCACGGAUCCGAUGGAGCGCAGGGAGUUUCAGGGGAGAAGGGCGAGCCAGGUCUUCCCGGAGGCAUUGGUGUCAGAGGAAUUGUGGGAAUUCCGGGUUUACCGGGAAAACAGGGACUCGUGGGACCUGCAGGCCAGAAGGGUGAUACUGGCGCUGUAGGACCGACCGGUCCAGUUGGGCUUCCUGGUAAAGAUGGAGCGCUUGGACCGACGGGAGAAGAUGGAACUCCGGGAGCCAAAGGAGCCACUGGUGAGCCAGGAAAACAGGGUCCGGUCGGCCCGAUGGGCUUACAAGGAAUCCAGGGAGAUAAAGGCGACCAUGGUCUCAUGGGCCCUCGUGGAAUCAAGGGUCACACGGGUCAUAAAGGAGACCAGGGCCCGAUAGGUCCCGUUGGUCCCAAAGGAAGCGAGGGAGAUCCAGGUGUUGCAGGAGAUCCAGGCGUUAAGGGUGAUCAGGGGCCUCCGGGUGUUCCUGGCAUCAAGGGCGAGAGUGGACAGAAAGGCCUGAGAGGAGCUACAGGAGCCGAUGGUCGUCCGGGACAGCCGGGUCAUGAGGGUCUGACCGGACCGCAGGGAGCCAGGGGUCUGGAGGGGGAGCGAGGACUUCCAGGACCUGCUGGUCCCAGAGGUCUACCUGGGCUCAAGUUGAGCGACGAGAAGAUCCGUGAUAUUUGCUCAGCUAUUGUUGAAGAACAUUUAGAUGCCUACAAGAAGGAACUAGCCAAGAAGCCUCUUCCCAUCGGAGCCCCUGGUACUCCAGGACCCAUGGGACCACCAGGACUACCGGGACCUGCAGGUCCUGCUGGAGAAGUCGGACUCAGAGGAAUGAUGGGCCCCAAGGGGCCUCAAGGAUACUACGGUCUUCCUGGAAAACCAGGAGCCAAAGGCGACGCAGGACAAAAAGGUGAUAAGGGAGAUAACGGAAUCGGAAUUCCAGGAAUCCCUGGAGAACCUGGACCACAAGGACCAGCUGGCAAGCCUGGCAUCGGUAAGGACGGCCAGGACGGGGCCAGAGGAGACGCCGGUGUUCCAGGAACCCCAGGAACCCCUGGAGCCAGAGGACCCGUGGGGGCCCCCGGUCUUUGUGAUCCUUCAAACUGCUUUAGGCCUCAACCUCUUUACCUGGUUGGCGGGAAGAAAUCCAUCAACAUCAAGGGUCCAUGAACAGAAACCUAGAAACCUUCAUCACGGUCAUCAUCAGGUAGUCCAUCUCCGACAAACAACAAAGAGACUUCAGAUGACGGGAGAAACAAACGUGACAGAUGUAUAGAGACCUACGGAUGCAGCUCCUGAUGGAUCCAGAUCACAUGGUUUAUCGUUGUACCUUGUACAUAAACUAGAAGAAAAUGUGUUUGUUCUUUCAGAUGGUUUACAGUAAAUCGCAGAUAAAUAAAUUAAUUGGAAAUCAACGUUUCAGUCCUUAAUCAUGCCGUUGAAUUGCAAUCCUGCAAGUGUUUUUGAAAUAUUUUUUUCAUAAAACGUGACCGUAAAGACUGACUUUAGACAUGGUGCCAGAUGUUAAGCUACGCCAACACAGCAACAGUGUGAUCCAACAACAGCUUGAA